Molecule: messenger RNA, 7567 nt
Organism: Stegodyphus dumicola
Lineage: Eukaryota; Metazoa; Arthropoda; Arachnida; Araneae; Eresidae
Product: docking protein 5-like
Biological process (GO): cell surface receptor protein tyrosine kinase signaling pathway
Cellular component (GO): cytoplasm
Source: RefSeq, a predicted model, not a curated record
CUCAGUUUCCAAUCUUCGGGUAAAACUUCUUGGUUCCAAAACUGAUUCGAUGAGGUGAUGUAUUUCCUCAUUGUUUUGACAUGGAGCACUUUUAAUAAAUUCUGAAAGCAAUUUCAUGUUUACCUAAUGCCUACACCUAAACUUGAUGUGUUUGGUGAAUGCUUACUACAAGUAACUCAUGAAAAUAUCUACCUCUGGGAUAUCAACAACUCUCGAAUAAAACUGGUGGCCUGGCCAUUAACUGCGUUACGCAGAUAUGGUAGUGAUCCUUCUAAAUUCACUUUUGAAGCAGGAAGGCAGUGUGUAACCGGUGAAGGGAUGUUUGUUUUUCAAACUCUUGAAGGUGAUAGAAUUUAUCGAAAAGUACAUCAGGCAACACUUGCAAUUGCUGAAGCACAUCACAGAAUGAAGGAACAUAAUGAUAAAAUAUUUUUUAAUCAAGAUUCAUCAUCACAAAAGGGAUCAUCUUCAAGAAGUGUGUCUUAUCCAUCUGGAUUUCCAGAAUCUAGCUCUUAUCAUAUUAUGGAGGACAGUGAUGAAGAUCAUCAAGAAGCUAUUGUGUCCAAUCUUCAAGUAGUAGCUGAUCAUAAACGAAUGGUAGCUAGUGAAGAAACUUUAAUUCAUCAGACUGUUCCCAGACCAAGAUCAAAAUGCAGCUUACGCUCUCAUUUAUUGCAGUAUGGAAAAUAGUUGUUCUUGAAAACCUAAGAAGAAAGUGAAUAUUAUGUGACUUUUUGCAGACAACAGAGUAUUUUUGUGUGCUUCUGUCAUCUAUCAUUUUUGUAUGAAAUGAUACAUAAUGUUAAUGUUUGAGCUGAAUAUAAUAUUUUUUAUUAAUUUACAGCUGUGCAUUCAUCACAUCAACUGUGAGCAGUUAUUUGUGCCAGGACAAAUAAAUGCUUAAAAAUAUUGAAAAGAAGGAAAGAAAAAAGUCUUGUUAGUCACAGAUGCACUUCACAUUUUCACUCCAUUUUCAUAUUAAAAAUCUUGAUUAAAUGCCUGACAAAUGUAAGAGAAUUAAAUAUAUGCCUGACAAUUGUAAAUUUGUGUCUUAUGUUAUGCUGAAUUGUACAAAAUAUAAAUUUAUUUUUUAUUAACCUCAUUUGCAGUAUGAGAGCAAGCACCUUGAAUACUGCCUAAAUAAAUAUUUGUUGUUAUGAUUGAAAAAAAAUUCUCCCUUUUUCAGCUGUUGCAUAAACAGUUAAUAUUUAUAAAUGAUAAUCAUAAUAAUGAUAAUUACAUUGCAGUCAACUCCUGAUUAACCAGAGUAAUAACAGAGAUGAUAUCUAUGAUUAAUCCAAAUGCAUUUGAAUCCAAAAGCAUUUGGAGAAAAGAGGAAUACUCCAUAUUAUAACUAAAAAAGUGCUAUUAACUAUUUACCUGUGUCUUCAAGAGUUUAGAAAAUAAAUUAAUUCGGUUAUGCAAAUUAAUUAAGUGAAAAAGAAAACAUUUCAAAUGUUUUUGCUCAUACAACAGUUGGAUUUCUGUAGAGUCAUUGUGAACAGAUGAUUAAUGGCUGUACACUUGAUAUAUUAUGACAUAGCAGUUUAUUUUUAAUGAUUUGUGUAUUUCAGAUUGCAAAAAGUGUGACAUCAUCCUUACUCCCUCCUAUUUAUUAUUCCACAUAUUUUUAUUUUGUAUCUUCCGCAGACAGUUAUGUUUCACAGUUGCCUCUUAUAGUUUGUGAUUGUAAUUUUUCCAUUAUACUGCAAUAAACAAUUUUAAGACUUUUUGUGGACUGCUUAAAUUACCCUCAUUUGAUCAGGAGUUGGGUGUUUAAAUGUUGAAUUUGUGCUGUUAUUAAUAUUGUGUUUGAAAAGCAUCAGUUAAAAUGCAUUUCCUAUGUUUGUAAAUUGUUAUAUAACCAGAUUUUAGAUUAGAAUUUAUUUUGUCUGUUUUACUGUUACUUAUAGCUCUAUAGAUUUGCGUUACUUUCAUGUGUUACAAAAUAUAUCUCCACACCAAUUUAAUACUUAAAAUUAAACUUUCUUCUGAAGUUGAAGUAAGUUUGAAGUACAAAUUUAUAUAUAAAUGUUUUUCUUGUUUGACCUUAUGAAUAAUUCACUUGUCAGUUAAUAUUAAUUUAUGGUGAUAUUUAUUAGAAAAAUGUUAAAAUUAAAAUUUUUACUAUGUCAAUUUGAUAAGAGAUUGAUUUCAGGAAAUUAAAUACCAGUGUUUGAUGAAUUCCCAGUUAUACCUAUGCAAGGAAACAAUUUUUAUCAUGUAUGUUUUUCACACCUUUGUGUUUCAAAUGAGACUUAGCUACUAAAAUUUGCUUGAAUUCUGUAUGAGAAUCCAAGCUGUCUUAAGUAUGUACAGAUUUAAUUGAUUGAGAUUACUAAGUGAUGUUUUGAAACAAAGUGCAUGUGAUGAAAUUAUUUUAAAAAUAUGUAUGACACUGUGUGAAGAAUGAUUUGUAUUUUUGCAUAAAAUGUAUUUUAUUCUAGUACAAGGUGAAGGGGUUGUUAACGUUUGUCUUGGUAACAACUUGUUUUUAUAUGAACUUACAUUUUCAUACUACCCCCUCACCCGCCUUUCCAUUUAUUUCCUAUUCUGAUACUGAACAUUUAAUUUGCCAUAUACUGUUCAAUCUAAGGUGAUUAGAUAACAAUAUAGUUUGCUGUUCAUUUAUGUACCAUAAGUGAAAUAAAGUAAUACUUGUAUAUAUCUUCGAUAUUCACAUUUACAUCUAUUGAAAUUUCCGAGUUUGUUCAUCUGAGAACAAAAAGUUUUAUAUCUGCUGAUAUUUUAUAAACAGAGUGAAACUAUAUCUCAGACAGUGAUACUGAUUUUUCUGUCUUUUUUUUCUUUUGUUUUAGAAAAAAUUUUUAGUUAUGAUUCAGUUUUUAAAAUUUCUUCAUCUGUUCAAAACAGUUUUUUAUUAUUAAUUUGAACUAUAGCAACACUUAGUGUCAUAAACUUUGAAUUAUCUAAAAUUCUGCGAAAUGUUAAAAAUGAAUAUGACUGUUAAAUAUAUCUGUAAUUAAUGAAUGAAAUUUGAUGCAAAGCUAGGAAAUUUCUAGAAAAGUCUGAUGCAUGCUUUUACUUUCUUUCUUAAUUAAUAAAUGUAAAUUUACAUUUUCAAAUGGGGAUCAUAAUUUUUAUGAGUAUAAUCAUUAUUCGUUUGCAAAUAUAGUAAUGUUUGUUUUGGAGCUUCAAACCAAUUAAUAACAAUUAUAUAAAAUUAGUUAAAUUACCUGUUUUGAGCAAUAGCAAAUGGAAUCAUGCAAUCUGAAAAUUGAAUUAUUAGCUAAAACUAUACUGGCCAUCUGCUAUAAGGACUGUUGUUUCCUGAAAGAUUUAAGAGAAAUUGGAGUGCAUUUAUGUCACACAUAGAGAAAACUGGGAAAAUUUCAAGCAGCCAAGCUAUUCAAUUGGGAAUAUUCACAGGGUGAAUUAUAAGUGUUUCACUACUUUCAUUAUUUUACUGUUUGAUGUCUUGAAAUAUUUGUGAGUUGAUUAAAUCUGAUUUGAUAUUUUUAUUUUAUGUAAGAAAAAGUGCACUGAACAGUGCAUUUAUUUGCUGAGUAUUAUAAGUUUUUACUUUGUGUGAAAUUUGCUUUAAGAUGACCCUCUAUGAGUAGUUCAGAAGCUAUAGUUUUUAAAAUCUAGCCAGGGUACACAUUAUAUAUUAAUUUUGAUAAUAUAGGGUGCUAAAAUCAUUCUUUUUAUACUAACAAACAAAGAUAAUACUGGUCUGUAAUGUUUUUACCGCUAAAUCAUGUGUUAUAUUUCGCCGUUUAUAAUUAAAUUUUCGAUGUGUGUUUACUUUUCUAUAUUUUAAAUUCAGUGUCAAGCAGCUAUAAAAUACAUUAUACAGUAAAUGGGACCAAUUUAAAUUGUAUGAAUUUUCAAAUUUUUUAUAGACACAAAUGAUCUACGUUUUUUGUUACUUUUACAAGCACACUUUGAAUGUCAAGAGUUAACUAAAAAUCAUGCAUAAUACAGCAAUUUGAUGUUAAGAUUUGAAUUCCUUUUAUUACAAAUAAGUCAUUAUGUCAGUACAGAUCCUUUGUUUUAGAAGCUGUAGUUAAUUUCAUGUAAACUAUUAACUUUUCAGGUAUUGGUGUUAUUUGGGUAUAUUUUUUACCAUUUUCAUAAAGGUAGAAAAGUUUGCCAGGUAACUUUGCCAACUGAUAAAUAACAACGUGUAAUAACCUUUAUUAUGGAUUAAUAAAAAAAGCAGAACAAUAAUGCUUGUGCAAAACUAAUUAUUAAAAAAAUUUUUGUUUAUGAAAUUUUAAAUUAAUUUAAAUUACUCUAAAUCAGUUUAAUUUCUAACAUUUUGUUCUAAGAGGUUUUAUUAAAGUAUUUUAAUUAUAUGUAUCCCUAGUUAUAUAUUUUUAAAUGGCUAAUCAUUAUACAUUAAUGUUAUUUUACAUAUGGAAACUCACGUGUGACAUUAUUGCUAACUUAAUAGCUAGGAAAUAAUAGGCUUUUAUUUUUAUUUUUUUAUUUUUUUAAGCAUAUAAAAUAGAGUUUAAAUACUUUAAAAAUAGUGUUUAAUUGUUAUUAUUUUAAAUCAGUAUCUAGAAUUUUGAAUUUUUUGUAAUAAUGAAAGUUGAUUGAGUUUUCCAUUAGGAAUUAACUAAAAAUUACAAAUGUAAUUAAAUAUCUUAAAGUAUUGUAGCUGGGUAGAGUAAUUGAAUUCAAAGAAUGUAGCUCUGUCUGAACUUAUAUGCUGAUUCCAGAACUUGCAUCCUGACUGGUAUGCUGCAAGAAGUCUUUUGAUUGAAAUUAAUUUAGAAUUCUAAAUUAUGUAAAGGCCUAAAUGUCUUAUAAGGGCUUAGUGCCUGGAGCCAUAGUAGUAUGUGUGAUUCAUAACUAAAAAUAUAAGAAAGAGAUAUAUAUACCAACAUAAAAUGUAAAAUUAGGCCAAAAAGAAGAAAAAGAUUGGUAUAGAUUUUAUAUCAGACUGUAUUGAUAGAAAUUCAAGUUGCAAAAAAAUUCUGAAAAUUUUAGUAUCUUAAAGAAGAGAAAGGAAGAAAUAGUUUAGUUAUCUUCAAAAUAUAUUGAAUUUAAUGAAAAAGCUAUGCUAGUAUUAACAUAUAUAUGUAUAUAUAUAUCUAAUCUUAUGCUAUAAUUAUGAGCAAAUUGGCUUCAAAAUAGGUCCCGCAUAAAGUCAGAUAAAGUUCAUUAAAGACAAAGUUUUAUUCACAUGACAAGUAUUAUGCACUGAAAAUUAAUUUCUUCAGAUCAGCCAGUCUGCAUUGUUUUUAGUAUUUCUUUAAUUGAACUGGUAAUUGUUUUAAUAUUUUGUGAGGGGGUUGAGAGAGUAUAUUUGACAGAAGAGACCUUACUUGUGCAAUAAUACGAUGUUUGUUUAACCAUAAUAUUGCACCAAAGCACCUUCAGUAGUGCUCUAAAAGUACAGCAGUUUGGCAGAAAUUAAUUUCAUAGUAGUCUCUCAUCUAUCUUAGUUGCCAAAUUUUUCACCUUGAGAUUCUUUUAUUUCUGAUACUGACAUCCCAAGUGAAAGUUGAUUGAUUAAUUAUGACAAAGCAUUCAAGGCUGUGUGUCGUACAGAGGAGUUUCUAAGCCAGACUGGCUCAUGUGUUUACAUUACAUAUGGGAACUUCUCAUGAAAUCUGCUUGUUUGCAGGAAAUCAAGACCAGAAUGAACUAAUAGUAUUCUUCAUUUUUAUCCACUAGGUUUCUCUGAAUCUGGAAAUUCAGCAUCUUAAAUUUAUAUUAGAUAUUUAGGCCCAAUUGCAGAGGGUGCUGCUACAUGUACUUCAAUUAAAAGACUUUCAGAGAGCCUUCAUAUUUGAGUUCUGGUUUCUGCAUAGAAACGCAGGUAGGAAAAGAUACAAGGUCUAAUUUUGUACUAAGUUUCCAAAAUUUAAUUGACCUGUCCACUUUCUUUUCUAUCAACUUAAUAUAUAAUUUUAUGGAAUGUAUUAUAUAUAUAGAUUAAUAUAAUGCAGUAUAUUCUUAAAUACAUAAUUUGUGGUCAAAUGAUUGAGAGCCAUGUCAUAUCUUCACAUUUGUGUUGAAAGUAAAAUUCAUUGAUUGACCUAGACUUUUGAUUCUUUAAAUGUGCAUUAUUAUUCUUUUGGGAACAGCAGAUGUUAUUCUAUGAUGCUCUUUCAUUACUUAAAAUAAAUAAUUGUUUUAUGGUUUUGGUAAUGCAGUGUAUAAGACAUAUGCAACCACAAGAAAAUUAUAGUUAUUUAGAAAGCACAGUUAUAAACAAACAUUUGCCGAUACCUGUAGGAAAAAUUAUUCCAUAAUUGGUAUAAGAAAAGAUUCAUGGAUUCAGUAUCAGCAGUACAGUGCAUCAUAAUAUUGAAUAUAAAUCACAAAUUUUUUCACAUACUUGCAUAAAAACUAUUAUAUAUAUUUAAACACUGAUACACUUUUAUAUAUUACACUACUUAUUUCACUUAUUUCAUAUUUAUUACACUAAAUUGACAAAAAUUGAGUCUAAGGGUAUUGUCGAAAACCUAUCGGCCAAGCAAUAAUGUGAAAUGAUGGAGAAGCAGUUACAACUGUAAAGGAAAUUAUGAACAUGUGCAUUAAACAUUAAAGGGAGUAAACACUGCAUUGUUUGAUUGAAAAGGGAACUAACCACCUAGUAUUUGUACAAUUCAAGCAGCUAUAUGCAAGCAUUCAAAAAUGGCUAUGUUAUUGCAAAAUCAAUGAGCUCACUGCAGUAUUUGAUGGUAUAAAUGUUGUUUUUUGUGAAGUUUGCUUGCCUUCUGCUCUUUCUGCUGGUAGAAUAUUAUUUGGUUAAUUUAUUUUGGUAAAACAUGAAGCAAUCUAUCUAUUUAGGAAGAUUUUCUAAAAGAAACUGCUUCUAUUUAUCCAAGGAAUUGAAAUGGAGGUACUGAACUGAAACAAGAAUGUUAAGGGGGUUUCUGUUUUCAUGUAUUGCAAUAUAUCUCAUUGUUUGUAUAUUGUUAUGAACACUUUUCAGUUCUUGUUUGGAUGGUGUAACCAAUAGAUCAGCUUUCUUUUCAAUCAUAUGAUUCAGUGCCUGUCCGAUUAGCACUAUAUAUGUAUAUUAUUCAUUUCCCUUUUGACAGUGACUGCUUCUUUGGCAUUCAGUGUUACUACUUAUCCUAUAGGUUUUGCACAGUAGUUUUCAGAUUAUUUUAAUUGACUGGCCAUUAUAAAUUGUGUUGUGUUAAUUUCACAAAUAUUUACUUGAAACUAUCAGUAUUUACGUGCAGUGAAAAUAUAUUGUGUAUGUUUAUUAUUUUCUUUUAGUUCCCUUCUUUGCAUGUUUUAAUUUCAUAUCAAAGUGAAAUGUUUGAUUCUUUUCUUCACAGAUACAUUCCUUAUAUUUAUUGCAUAUUUAAAUAUUUUUGGAUUAUAUAUGUGCAUGAGAUUUUAUUUUUAUUUUGUCUUUUUUUGUUUUUAUGUGUAUGUAUAUAUUUUUUCCAUUUAUGUUGCUCAAAAUGUAGCACUUAUCAUUUUUAUUUCAUGAAUAAAAAUUAUGUAAGCUUAAUUGGUGUGUGUGUUUAAAUGUCUGAAAGGAAAUUCUGAUUUCUGAAACUAAAUAUUUAAUUGUAACUUGUUAAUUCAUUCUGCAUUUGAAAUAAUUAAAUGACUGCAUUCCUUA